AUGGCGGGUGGCAGCCCGGCAAAAGAGGAGGUGCGGACGCCUCAUGAGUUGGAGAUGCAGAUGGAAGAGGGGGUCGUGCAGCGGAAUCAGCCUCGUCUCAAGAGGAAUCGAGCUGACCUUGCUGAUGAGCUCGAGUUCUUCACGGACCUCCGCAAUACGCUGAAGAAGAAGAAGAAGAAGCAGAAGAAGGAGAAGGGCACGCCCGAGAAGGAGAGGUUCGAUUCUUCCAACUCCUACCGUAAUCUGGGCACGCAGAAGGGGCUUGGUUUUCUCGACAAUCGUAUCAAGGUCUUGCGCAAGCGGAUGGGGAUAGCCGCCGGAACUGCCCACACCUCCCCCGCGAUCUCUGAUCUGUCGGACCCCUCGGGGAAGCAUAUGAAUGGUCUCAGUGAUCUGAGUUCGACAUUAGGAGCAGAUCCAGUUUCAGAUGAUGAUGAUGGCGCUGAUGGUUCUGGUGACGACGAGGAAGAGGAUGAGAUGGAGUGUGGCAAGCCAGCCAUGGAGGAGGAGGGGGUCCAGAGGAUCACCGGCUCCACACCAAUUUCGGAGAUUGAUGCUGAGGCAGUGAUGGAGGCAGAUGCCCAAGAUACCGAUGUAUCAGAGAAACCUGAUCCCAUUCCCACCAACACAACGGCAAAAGUGUCCAUAAACGGUGAUGGCCAUGAUCGAGCUGACACUGAUUGUGUUGAUGACGAUGAGGUAGACAGAGGCAAAUCAGAGGCACAAUUAGCCAAGGAGAAGAGGGUGAUGUCUACCGAGGAGCUCAAGUUUGAGUCCUUCCGUCGUGGCUGGGAGACUGCGUUUAGCCGACGCAGCGGCCACUUCCUUAACAAGACGACAGUGAGUUCCAUGCAGUUUACACACUUGGCACCUGGGCGCAUCCCAUGCGGCGCUGGCAUAGAACCUGCCGUGCAGAUCUUCUCUGUCAAGCUUACAGAGGUGAAAGGCGGCUUCAAAUUUCCAUUGUCCGUGUAUGGUGUGGUCGCUGCCCGUGAUGGCGUGGAUUACAACCGCAACCUUCUCUUCUUUUGCGAUAGGAGCAACUCCCAAAAACUUACUCAAAAUGAUCCUUAUCUGCGCCUGAUCGGCCCGUCUCGUGCUGUUUUCUUUGAGGACUAUGUUAAUUAUGAGGUCCAGCUUAUGGUGAAAGGCAGUGUCAAGUCUCGGGACAGGCCGUUGAUCACAGAUACAUACCGCCAAAUCCAAUGCCGUAUUGGUGUAUCCACCAUCUGCUUUCAGAACUGCUUCUGCACGAUGGAGUUACGCUUGGAGCGAUUUCUAGGUUCGGUCCAGGCCACCAUCUUUGGCGUACGCGUCGUCAAAGACAAUGGGGCGUGGCCUUUUGGACAUGGUGUUCGGGUUGCUUGCUCCCCAGCAUCACGGGAACUUAUGGAGGACAGUGAUGGUGAAUUCAAGUAUGUUGCUCAGCCUUCGUCUGGGGAAAUCUUGCUGCUUGAUUCAAAAGAUGGAAGAAGACCUGCGGAUUCAGAUGGAUACCUUUAUCUGUCAAGGCAAGUUGUUUCUGUAGAACCAAGCGGACAGCUGGAAGUUGAAAUACAGGCCUAUGCACCACCCGGCGUUCUCCCUGCAAAAGCUCAGGUCUGCUUCGAAGCCCAAGAAUGCAACAUAGAUCGUGGUCGGUGUUGCCUCCUCGGUGCCGAGGUGGAGAUCUGUGUUGCUUGGUCCCGUCUUGCUUCGGACAUGGAGAUGCUUGCGGUUGUUGACAGGGAUUUUCAAAGGGACGAACCAGAGAUUGCGUUCACACAAGUGGGGCUGAAUGGAGAGCCUGACACAGAACGAAUCUUUUAA
Messenger RNA from Triticum turgidum subsp. durum (durum wheat), 1809 nucleotides. Lineage: Eukaryota; Viridiplantae; Streptophyta; Magnoliopsida; Poales; Poaceae. The record is from the annotation of a GenBank genome assembly.